This is a messenger RNA of Sardina pilchardus (European sardine), 3604 nucleotides long. RefSeq names its product tripartite motif containing 45 (gene trim45). The record is from RefSeq and is a predicted model, not a curated record. Gene Ontology annotation, molecular function: ubiquitin protein ligase activity; zinc ion binding; protein binding. Gene Ontology annotation, cellular component: nucleoplasm. Bases 278 to 2050 code for a protein of 590 amino acids. The transcript is spliced from 6 exons. Lineage: Eukaryota; Metazoa; Chordata; Actinopteri; Clupeiformes; Clupeidae.
CUUCCACGCGGUGAUUGGUCCACAGUGGACCAAGGUACCUAGUGUCAAGUAUCAGCUGAGGAGAAAAGUGGAGAAUGAAGUUUGAGGGUAAGUUUCCCUGUGGUAGGGGGUUCAUGUCUUCACUGCUUCGCUAGACAAAAUAUUUCCGCUGUGGAGACGGAUUGUCAACAACAAAAGGCGAUUAAGGUAGUCACUUCCAACAAUUGUUGAAAAGUUGAUCAGUUGUUUGGCACUGGCCGUAUAUUAGAACACAGUUUCGUGUCAAUGACUUUAUAAUAUGUCGGUUUCCAAUGAGAAUUCGGUUAAAGAUGUAGAAACAAAGUCAGCGCUGAAAGAAAAUGGAACUUCUCCAAGAUCCCGAGAUAACGGGGAGAGUGUCAACAAUUCGCGUGCUGUUUGCCGGGUUUGCAAAAGGUUAUAUCGUGAACCUAAAAUUUUACCAUGCUUGCAUACGUUUUGUGCUGAUUGCAUUCGGCAACUGGAGCCGUUUUCCGUGUCCACAAUCAAUGGCAAAGCGCUUUUACCAGAAAAUGAGUUCAUCCGAGACCACGUUCCCUUCACCGUCUUGUGUCCUGAGUGUGACUCCGAGGUGGACCUGCCGACCUCCGGGGCGGAUGGACUGACCACAGACCACCUCGCUCUGGACGAGGUGUUCAUGGAGACUUUAUUGAACGAAAAGUGCGUUGUGUGCGACCUCUGCAGCGAGGGAGACGCCGGGAAGCGCUGCGAGGUGUGCUGUGUCAACCUCUGCGAAUUCUGCAGUCAAGCUCAUAGGAGGCAGAAGAGGACGUCGUCUCACUCCAUCCAGAGCCUGGAGGAUCUGAAGGCCCAGGGUCGCCUGUCUCGGCCCGUGCUGUGCGCGCUGCACCCGGGCCAGGAGCUGCGUCUCUUCUGCGAGCCGUGCGACGCGCCCGUGUGCCUGGAGUGCGCCGCCACCUUCCACCGCGAGCACCGCUGCGGCCCGGCGCGCGAGGUGGUCCACCGCCACGGCGACCGCCUCCGCGAGCUGGUGGCCGGCGGCCUGCGGCCGCGCCUGGCCACGCUGGAGCAGUCGCUGCGGCGCGUGGAGCUCUCGCAGGAGGAGCUCGGGGUGCGGGCGGACGCGCUGGCGGCCGAGGUGCGGGCGUUCGCCCGCGGCUACGCCGGCGCGGUGGAGGCGCACUGCCGCGGGCUGCUGCGGCGGCUGGAGGAGCUGCGGCUGCAGCGCCGCAACCAGCUCCACCUGCAGGGGGCGCAGCUGAGGCAGGCCAUGACGGACGCCGCCGGCGCCGCCGACUUCGCCGAGCGGCUGCUCACGUGCGGCACCGACGCCGAGAUCCUCGCCGCCAAGGCCGUCACGCUGCGCCGGCUCACGCAAGUCGUCGAGACCGGCUACAACCCCAGCCCCGCCGCCGUCGCCCCCGACGACGGGAGCAGCAUCUGCUUCGUGCCCUUCGAGGGCGCUGGGGAGGUGGACGGGUACCCGGUGGUGGGGGUCAUCCACACCAAGACAGUGGACCCCAGCAAAUGCACCAUUCAGGGGGAAGCAGGUGUGCAGCUGGGCCGGGAGGGCCAGAAGUGCGAGUUCACGUUGGUCUGCCGCGACGCGUCCGGCGAACAGAUGGGCAAAGGAGGCGACGCUGUGCUGGUCAGCAUUGUGCACAAGGAGAAGAAGGACUGCACCGUGGAGGCGUCGAUCGUGGACAACAACAACGGCUCGUACUGCGUCUCCUACACGCCCGCCGUGCCGGGACCCUACUCCGUGUGGGUGUGUGUGAAGGCGCAGCACGUGAAGGGCUCUCCUUUCGUGCUGACCGUGAAGAGGAAGUUCCGGCGCCAUCGCGGCAUGUUUCACUGCUGCUCGUUCUGCUCCAGCGGGGGCGCUAAAGAGGCGAGGUGUGCCUGUCCGGGGACCAUGCCAGGAGGGUUCCAGGGCUGUGGCCAUGGUCAUAAGGGGCACCCUGGCCAGCCCCACUGGUCCUGCUGUGGCAGCCUGGUCGAGGCGUCCGAGUGCCUGGUGCGGGCGGUGGGCACCGUGCCCGGCUCCCAGCUCAGGACCGUGGAGCUCUGAAGCAUCUGCCCCACCACCCCCCACUCCCACCCCUAUACCCCCCUCCUUCACUCACCAAGCCUCCACCCCCUUGAAGGAUUUGCUCCACAUCUUCAGUCUCUAUCUCUACGAUUCUACCUCCCUUGUUUUAUAGAUCAACGCUCAUAGCGUUUCAUUACGUCUGAAACGCACACACACACACACACACACACACACACACACACUUACUGUAUCAGUUUCGUUCUCACAUCUAUACGUCUCCGUGGUUACAAAGACACUACAAUGAAUUUCUUCUUGUGAAGGCCUUGCGCAGUUUGAUUCAAUUUAGAUAUGCAGCACAAGCCGAAAUGACCCAGGAUCUUUUUUUUUUUUUUUCCCGCUUUCUUCCCUGCAGUGGAAGCCUUCUGGGGCCACAUCAUUUUUUAUGUAGGGAGGUUUGAUCUCGCCUUUUUAAUUUAUUACCAUCUCUGUACCACUAGGGGUUUUAAGCUCUGUUUCACCAUCCACGGCUACAAGCUAAGACGUCACGGUGAAGGAUAAAGAAAAGACUGCUUUUCCGUCUGUGUAUCAUAGCAUAUCCUCAUAUCCCCUCUGGAGCGCUGAAUCGCAGAUAGCGGGAAUCGUGCCAGGCAGGUCUCGGAAGCCCAACAAAAGGAAUCCUCUCUCGCCGUAUAUAUAAUAUUCUAUAGGUUCAAGGCUUAGUGCGUAACGAACGAGCCUCGUUCCGUUGAAGAGACUUUGACUUUGUGGAAGUGCCUUUGCCCGAGGCCUGCCGCACACAUCAGAGGUGGCGAGUCGACCGAUCAGAAGAUGAAAUGGUGCUUGAUGAUGAUUAUUAUUCUUAUCACUGCCACUACCACCUCAGCCACCUCUAUGUGUCUGUUGCUUAGCCAGCAUAUUCCUGAUUAGUGUCAUAAUGCAUUUUAUAGGGCUUCUCUUUAUGGCACCAUUAUGUCUUAUCAAGGGAUUGUACUCUGUGCCUCUUAAUCACCGGAAAUUAUUGGAUAUCAUGAAGUCACUUUCGUUUUUCCUCUUGUUAUCUACAACAGUGAGCAUACAGAACUUUUAAAAUUGUGCAUAAGUUAAUGUUAAUUAAUGUAAGUGUUGUGUUGUGUAAAUGUGUUCUUUUGCAUGUUUAGAAGUACCAAAGAACUGCCUCACGUCACCACAUCACGCCAACAGUGCCUUGUUUGAUUGGAUGGGUCCCCCCCCCCCCCCCCCCUGUUCAGUUCCUGGAGGGAACAAAAAAAGUUCUUACUGUUCACUUUAUAUGCCAUUACACUUGACAAUGGCAAAGGCCAAAGUCAACGGCUUUCUGACAUUUUCUACCAAGGAAAUUUCUAAUUUGCUUGCUCCAUUGUCCGUCAUGGCAGCUGCUUUUGAGAUUAUGGGCAACAGUAUGUGAAUGUCCUUUGUGCUACUAGGCACAGGAGCUUAUUUGUUAUCCACUGAUGGGAUUUGGAGAAGUAGAUAUUAUGGGAAAAAAAGGAAUAACCUUUAUGGUUUGGAUUUGUUAUAAUUGUUUUAAUCUUGUUAUGUACAUUCAAAUAAAAACACCACCAACCUUUGCCAAAA